Molecule: messenger RNA, 3166 nt
Organism: Nannospalax galili (Upper Galilee mountains blind mole rat)
Lineage: Eukaryota; Metazoa; Chordata; Mammalia; Rodentia; Spalacidae
Gene: Syt12
Product: synaptotagmin 12
Exons: 8
Coding region: 271-1536 (421 amino acids)
Biological process (GO): cellular response to calcium ion; regulation of dopamine secretion; calcium-ion regulated exocytosis
Molecular function (GO): calcium ion binding; SNARE binding; phosphatidylserine binding
Source: RefSeq, a predicted model, not a curated record
AGCGGGGCGGGCGGGCGGACGCGAGGGAGCGCGCGGCGGGCUCUUGGGAGCUUGCGGGACUGCGGCGCGGCUCCAGUCGGCCGCCCGGCUCUGCGAAGCCCCCGACCCGCGCGGCACUUCCCGGUAGGCCACUGCAGGGGUGCGUGGCUCCGCGUGGGCGCGUGCAAACUGUGGGAGGCCGGCCCCGGGAGCAGCGGACCCGAGUGGAGCCUGCAGUCGGACCCGCGGCCCCUCGGCGGAACCCAGGUCCCAGUCCCUGCAGGGGACAUCAUGGCUGUGGAUGUGACAGAAUAUCAUCUCAGUGUCAUCAAGAGCCCCCCUGGCUGGGAGGUGGGUGUCUACGCUGCGGGGGCCCUGGCACUGCUCGGAAUUGCAGCUGUGAGUCUGUGGAAGCUCUGGAUGUCGGGGAGCUUUCCCAGGCCCUCUCCUUUCCCUAAUUAUGACUACAGGUACCUGCAGCAGAAAUAUGGAGAGGCUGACAUGGAAGCUAAGCUGAAGAGAGUCCCUCCCUGGAAUGCCCAACGCACCAACACUCGGGGACCACCCAGCCGCAAAGGCAGCCUCAGCAUUGAGGACACAUUUGAGAGCAUCAGUGAGCUAGGGCCCUUGGAGCUGAUGGGCCGGGAGCUAGACUUGGCCCCCUAUGGGACUCUCCGAAAGUCACAGUCGGCUGACUCCCUGAACUCCAUCUCCUCUGUGAGCAACACCUUUGGGCAAGACUUCACACUGGGCCAGGUGGAGGUGGGCAUGGACUAUGAUGCGGCCUCCCACACUCUCCACGUGGCAGUGCUGCAGGGCAAGGACCUUCUGGAGCACGAGGAGGCCAGCUUCGAGUCCUGCUUCAUGCGUGUCAGCCUGCUGCCCGAUGAACAGAUCGUGGGCAUCUCCCGGAUCCAGAGGAACACCUACUCUAUUUUCUUCGAUGAGAAGUUCUCUGUCCCCCUGGAUCCCACAGCCCUGGAGGAGAAGAGCCUGCGGUUUUCUGUGUUCGGCAUUGAUGAGGACGAGCGGAACGUGAGCACUGGGGUGGUGGAGCUGAAGCUGUCUGUGCUCGACCUCCUGUUGCAGCCCUUCAGUGGCUGGCUGUACUUACAGGACCAGAAUAAGGCUGCGGAUGCUGUCGGGGAGAUCCUGCUGUCCCUCAGCUACCUGCCCACAGCUGAGCGCCUCACUGUGGUUGUGGUGAAAGCCAAGAAUCUCAUCUGGACUAAUGACAAGACCACAGCAGACCCCUUCGUCAAGGUGUACCUACUGCAGGACGGGAGGAAGAUGAGCAAGAAGAAAACAGCCGUGAAGAGGGAUGACCCCAACCCAGUGUUCAACGAAGCCAUGAUCUUCUCCGUGCCAGCCAUUGUGCUCCAGGACCUGUCUCUCCGUGUGACGGUGGCUGAGAGCAGUAGUGAUGGCCGCGGGGACAAUGUGGGUCAUGUCAUCAUCGGGCCAGCAGCCAGCGGCAUGGGCACCACACACUGGAACCAGAUGCUGGCCACACUACGCAGGCCUGUGUCCAUGUGGCACCCAGUCAGGCGAAACUAGCAGCCAGGGCAGGCCAGGUUGGCAGCCUCUAGCGCCUGGCGCAGUCUCGGCUCUAUCCAAUGACACCCUUCUCCACAGUCAACUGGAGCCACGAACACUGCCCCCCACCGGGGCGGGGGAGGUCCUCAUCAGCCAUCUUGGAUCCUCUGUCCGGACUGCCAUGGAGGAAUGGGUAUGGCUCUUCAUCCAGGGACCCAGGGUAUUUUCCCCACUAAGAACCAGCCAUGACUGGCCUAGGAUCCUGCAGACUGACCAGUUGUAUACCUGAGAACCUCAUGAGGUAUCCCUUGGCUUGCAGAGGGAUGUGGGCAUUCAAAGCUGGCCAGCUUCCCUUCUGUAGUUCUCCUAGAGGCCAGCUGCCCGUAUGUCUUGAGAGGCUAGAACUAACAUAAACAGAACAUAGCACCCAGGGUGCCAGGAAGUCCAAAUGCCCCUCUCCCAUUCUGCAUGACUUUCUCAGUGCCAAGAAUCAGCCUGCCCAGAUGGACUUGGGGAGAGGUCCUGGGGUCUAGAGUAGGGAGGAACCCACAGACAGAGAAGGAACUGCACUUUGAGGAUUGGGGAGAAAACAGUAUCCCAGACAGAGGCCCCAAACAACAGCAGGGAGAUGAAUGUCCCCAUCUCCAGCACAGUCCUUGGCCCACUGCAGUGCGGACAGGAGAAGAAGCCAGGAGACCAGGCCGGGCAGAAGCCUACAGGCCACAUGAAGGCUCCCCUGACCUGCCACCACUGCAAGAGCCAGAAAUCCCAAGAGGCCCAGACCCAGGCCCUUGACUUUUGUCCCAUGAAAAUCAGUGCAGCUCUACUAGUGUUGACUGGUGCCCCUCCAGGACAGGCCCCUCCUGACAGAAAGCUGCCUCAAGAAGACCUAGUUCUAACCCCUGGGAUAUUGGGCACCAUAUCCAGCCUCUGCCUGUGGCCAGUGGGAGCUCUGUCUGGGGCGGGGGGGUACCCAGAAGCAAAGAGGCUGGGUUGUACACCACCAUGUGCCAAUUUUUGGCUUCCACCUGGCCAUCGUUAGUGAGGGUAUCACACCCCUCCAGGUGUUACGAAAUGAGGCGAUGGCUUUCAUCUGAUAAAAGAUAGUCCCAGAGAAGCAGUGAUGUGAACCUUCACCAACUGGAGGUUGCACCUGCAGCUUUAAAAGGAUAGUGAGUGUGUGUGAGGAGUGUUGAGAGGAGGACUCAGGCUGGCUGCCUCUGAUCCUUGGCCCUAAUAAGCACUGAGAUCCAGGUCCAACCAGUUACCAGUAAUGACAACGGGAGAGGUGGCUAGAACAGGGACACAGAGGAUCGUAGGACUAGAGGCUAGACACACCUGUCACAGCCAGGACUCCACUAAGGCCAGGCUGCCUAACCUGUUGCCAAUAUUAAGCAGUCAACACAGGGCCAGGGACACACAUCUGGGCCAGAUCUUGCCAUCUGGAGGCCCUAGAGUCUUUUUAACCCAGUGGCUUUACAGAACAGACCACAUUCCCUCAACCUCCAUCCCCUUGUUCCUUCUCUUCCUCUGCAUGAAGCGUGGAUGGUGUGCCCAGAAUGGCUGUAGGGACCAAGAAUAUUGACUGGAAUGAUUUUAGAACCAAAAUAAAGCUGGGGCAGGAAGGGGGCUUCCAGGGAGCCCUGCUAAA